GGCACAUGCUUGUCAGCCGUAACGAGUGGCAUCUUAUCGUGGGCUGAACCAUUCAAUUUGUUUCGUAUUUUCCAUCUUUUCACCACGACAACUAAUGCUCUCCACGAUUCGAUCUUGUGAGAGCUCACGAUGAUAACUCGCAGCCAAUAACAACCACAUGCGACGAAAACCCCACGUUCAUUUGCUGAUUUCGUGUCGAUAAAUCAAGCUCGAACUCAACGAAACGGCAAAAGCCCCUGGAGGGAAAGGCCACAAUCAUGAUACCCAAUUCGCCCAUAUUAAGACCGUCCACGUCGAUAAUUACGUAUCUAUCAAUUCUGGUAUUGAGCUUGAUGCUCUGCGCUCCUGGAUACACCGAAGCUACACUUUCAUCUCCCAACUCUGUCUUCGAUUUUGAAACACUCAUCGAACGGAGCGAUACAUCGGACUUGAUAUACGAGCCAGAGUUUGCGGCAUUUGAUCGCAGUAUUAUUGGCCGUGCCCCCCUAGAACAACCGUUAUUAACGAAUAAUGGCCCCGAUAGUAGAUCGAUAAUUCCUGGAGAGACUGUUUGUUAUAUUGUGGAUAAGAAGACGUUGUUUGGGAAGGACAAGAGGGAUGAUGAUCAUAAAACGAAUGGGGAGGCCGGGCAUCAGAAUUCUCGUCGAGCAGAGACAAAGACAGUCUAUGUGUCUGCCAAUACUUGUUCCAGGCCAACUCUAAAGACUAAAGACAAGAGCGGGAAAACAGAACUGGCACCACAACUCAGUCUUUAUACUUCCACAACAAACAAGAUCAAGUGUCCAACGGCAGGGAAUUACAACAAGUCAAAUCCCGAUACUGCCAGGAUACCGUUCGACGAGGGCGCAGUUAUGCUAACUAUGAAUGCUACCAAUGACAUAUACAUCAGCGUUGUGGCUCCGAAUUUGACAAAGGCCGAUGGAGAAUACAAAUACCAGAUCGCCAUUUCUUUUGACGAGUACUACCACAACUACGAUGCCAAAAAUGGCACUGCUCAACUACUGUUGAUGGACUUUGACUCAACAUCAGCCCUCCUUUUCACCAGCGAUUUGACUCAGGACUCGGACGAGACCCAGCAGAUCAUGAAGAGGCCGCCGCCUUAUCAGAUAUUUAUUGGGGACGAGAAAUUAAGAUCCAUCGAUGGUCUGCGACAUUCAACCUGUGGCUUAGCGGACCACGCGGAAAUUUGGGCCAACGAUAAGAAGACUGGACGACACAACGAUCUCGUUACGACUGGCCUUACGACACGAGGACAAGGAGGAUUGCCCAAGCAGCAAUUCCUGGUUGCAGGGCUCAACCACAGUACCACCUACUCGGGAAUCCUUGUCAAGAUGCCUGAUAGUGAUAGCAAACGAGAUACCAAGUCUGGGCGCACAAUAGGCGGUGGAGGCACUGUCUACAAGGCCACCACGUUUGAGACUUCAUCCAGCACAAACUGUAAGAUGGUUACGAAUCUGGACUUCUGCAACGAGACACAAUAUGCCGUCCCUGGCAACGACAAAAAAUUCAACAAUACUGCUCUGGCCAAGCAUUACGAUGAUUACGCCAGAAAAAUGUACGCCAAUUUCGAAAAAGUCAUGAUGCAAGUACCCUGCGAAGCGCCCCCUGAGUCUCGCUACUCGCUAGCACGAGAUUGCGACGAGUGCCGUGAGGCUUACAAGCGUUGGCUCUGCACCGUCACGAUCCCUCGCUGCGAGGAUGUUAUGGGUGGCAGCAGAUAUAGCGUUGUUCGCGACGCUUUUCAAGCCUUUCCCAAUGGAACAACGCUUCCUGAUAAUUUCCGCAAGGGUCUCAAAGCCGCAGCAAAUAACUCCUCGCGUAACGCCUGGAUCGACGAAACCGUCAAGCCUGGUCCGUACAAGGAGUUGCUCCCCUGCGAGGACGUCUGCUACGAAGUUGUUCAAGCAUGUCCCGCUGCGAUAGGCUUCACCUGUCCACAACCUGGAUUCCCAAGUUUCAGUGUGAGCUACGGACGGCGGAAUCCGGAUAUUUCGAGUAUAACAUGUAACUACCCCGGCGAGCCAAGGACGAGAGUUAGUGCAGGCCUAGUUGUUCGGCCAAGCUCUGUUGCGCUCGGUGCUGUGUCAUUGAUGGUCUGGUUGAUACUAUAAGAGGUGUAUAUCUUGUUUCUUGGGUAUGCUGGGCGUUUUUUCGUUAGAGGGACUUCAGCGGAGAUGCAUCUGAGAUUAAUUCCAGCGACAGUCUGAAUUUCGUGUCAAGGUUAAGAUGCUCAUACAUUUAUACAAGUAAGGUUGUUUUGAAUAACAUGAGCGAUUUGGUAUCAGUAUCCUACACAGAACAACUAAAGACAAUGGGUUGCUUUGAACCCCCGUAAUCUCAUUUAUACGCUUUAAGCCUUAUUUGCCUUUGUCGCAGCAUCAUAAUCCUUGAUAGUUGUCUCAAGCUUCUCAAUCGUUG
Messenger RNA from Fusarium oxysporum Fo47, 2418 nucleotides. Its product is annotated as stretch-activated Ca2+-permeable channel component-domain-containing protein. Lineage: Eukaryota; Fungi; Ascomycota; Sordariomycetes; Hypocreales; Nectriaceae. The transcript is spliced from 2 exons. Bases 258 to 2111 code for a protein of 617 amino acids. Gene Ontology annotation, biological process: calcium ion import across plasma membrane. Gene Ontology annotation, molecular function: calcium channel activity. The record is from RefSeq and is a predicted model, not a curated record.